Vigna angularis (adzuki bean) is the source of this 2808-nucleotide messenger RNA. Its product is annotated as heterogeneous nuclear ribonucleoprotein 1. Bases 883 to 2322 code for a protein of 479 amino acids. Lineage: Eukaryota; Viridiplantae; Streptophyta; Magnoliopsida; Fabales; Fabaceae. Gene Ontology annotation, molecular function: RNA binding. The transcript has 4 exons. The record is from RefSeq and is a predicted model, not a curated record.
AUUGAUUCAUAAAAGAAAAAACAUGAUCUGUUGUCAUUUGCUGGCUCCUCCAAAUAUUCUUGCACGAUUUGCAGUGUGUGUCUCUCUCUAUCUCUCUUUCUUUGUGUGUGUAGAAGUAUUUAUAUAUAAAUUGUGAAGUGUUUGUUUGGCCAUGUUUGCUUGAAAUUGCAUUUCUUUUGAAUUAAUUAAGGGUGGGUAGUGGAAGCAAGCAAGGAAGCAACAAGAUAAGAAAGCAGAAGAGGAGAGGAGAGAGGAUGAUAUGCCAUGCCACAUCCUCUGUUUUCAUUCCCAUUCUUAGUUUUCCCUUCCAUUCAAUUUUUCACAUAACCUCUCAUUAUUAUUAUUAGUUUUACUUUCUUUUCUUUUCUUUCCAUCACCAACCAUUCAUCUUUGAAUGGUGAAUUUCCUUCCCAUCUGGGUUCCUUUCAUAUUCCUUUGAUCUCUUCGCCUCUCACAAUCCCUUCUUCUCUGAUCCCAGAAGGAAAAAAAAAAUAAAAAACAUAAAAAUUAAAAAUUUUAUAAAAAAAAAAAGUACAGACAGCUGUUUGCUUGGUUUCUCUCUUUGCUGGAUUAGAAAGUUGUUGAUUGGUGCUCCGAAGAUCCGAUUAGAUCGAAUUUGAGAUAUCCCACUUCGUUUCUGAUUUAAGCACCAACUGGGUUCUGGCUGAGAUUCAAUAUAAGGUGACCCUUCUUCACAGAUUUAUCUAAUCUGCAUUUCUGAUCGCUCUGCUUCGUUUCUCUCUUUGCUGGAUUAGAUAUUUUGGUUCAGCUUUUGAUUGAUGCUCCGAAGAUCCGAUUCUCUUAGAUCGAAUUUGGCAUAACCCACUUCAUAUCUGAUUGAAGCACCAACUGGGUUCUGUCUGGGAUUCAAGAUAAGAACAGAUGGAAUCGGAUCUUGGCAAGCUCUUCAUUGGGGGAAUUUCCUGGGACACUGAUGAGGAACGUCUCAGAGAGUAUUUUGGGAAAUAUGGAGAGGUAAUAGAGGCUGUGAUCAUGAGAGAUCGCACAACAGGUCGUGCUCGUGGUUUCGGGUUUGUUGUCUUUUCGGAUCCUGUUGUUGCUGAAAGAGUCAUCAUGGAUAAGCACAUAAUUGAUGGCCGCACAGUUGAAGCUAAGAAAGCUGUUCCUAGGGACGAUCAGAUCACUGUAAACAGACAGUCUGGUACCAUCCAAGGAUCUCCAGGUCCUGGUCGCACCAAAAAGAUUUUUGUUGGAGGUUUACCAUCAACAAUCACAGAGAGUGAUUUUAAAAAGUACUUUGAUCAGUUUGGUACAAUUACUGAUGUUGUUGUAAUGUAUGAUCACAAUACCCAGAGGCCGAGAGGUUUUGGCUUCAUCACAUAUGAUUCAGAAGAAGCCGUGGACAGAGUUCUCUAUAAAACCUUUCAUGAACUCAAUGGAAAGAUGGUUGAGGUCAAGAGGGCAGUUCCCAAAGAGCUUUCGCCUGGACCUAGCCGGAGCCCAUUGGUAGGAUAUAACUAUAGCCUGAAUAGGACCGGUAGCUUACUAAAUAGUUAUGCUCAGGGUUUCAAUAUGAGUCCAAUUGGAAAUUAUGGUGUCAAAAUGGAAGGAAGGUUCAGUCCACUUACUAGUGCUAGAAGUGGGUUUACCCCAUUUGGCUCCAAUGGUUAUGGAAUGGGAGUGAAUUUGGAUUCAGGAUUGAACCCAAGCUAUGGAGGGACUUCUGGUUAUGGUGGCAGUCUUGGAUAUGGUCGGAUAAAUCCCUUAUACAAUGGCAACCCAAACAGAUAUACCACUCCUAUUGGCAAUAGUGGGGGAAGUGGGAGAAGUGAUGCUCUAAUGAACUCGGCUUCUCGGAGUGUUUGGGGAAAUGGGGGCCUGAACAGUGCUGCUGCCAAUAAUCCAUCCAGCCCUGGCAAUUACUUGGGAUCCGGAAGUGGGGCUUUUGGUGUUUCAAUUGGAAAUAGUGGCCCAAAUUGGGGUUCAUCAGUUCCAACCCAGGGAGGAGGGGCUGCUUCUGGGUAUAGUACUUGGGGUAACACUUAUGAAGAUGGGGAUAACAGCAUUGGUUUAGGAGGGGGAGGGUAUGGAAGGAACAGCAGUCCAAGUGUGCCUCAAUCCUCAACAUUUACUGCACCAACUGGUGGUUAUGAAGGAUCUUAUGGGGACUUGUACCGCAGUGGUUCAGUUUACAGUGAUUCAACUUGGCAGUCUGCUGCUUCUGAAAUAGAUGCUUCUGGUUCGUUUGGUUAUGGUGGGAUUGGUGUUAUAGCUUCAGAUGAUCCAGUAAAGAGUUCUGAAGGUUUCAUUGGAAACUACAAUGUAAUAAGUAGACAAACUAAUAGAGGAAUUGCUGCGUAGGAGAUAUGUUAAUUGGAUAUGUUAUGGUAACAUUAGAUCAAGGAAAACUGGUUAAAGAAAAGGAGGUAUUGUGAAACCAUACAGAAGCUAAAUCAGUCAAAAGGGAUUUUGUGUAAGGUUUGGGAUUUUUGUUUUGUCUUUAUUUUUCAAGGCUAGGAUUCCUUUCAUGGAAUUUGAUUGAGGUGUAACAUCAGAUUGCGGGAUAUACUCAGGAAGAUUGGUUCCAGUAGUUUGAUAGUGCAAUGCUGGAGAGGUGCACCAUCGUUAGUAUGCUUAAUGAUAGUUUAUUAAUUUUUGAAUUUUUUCUGCCACUGUAAUGCUUGGCAAAGCUGUUUGUUCUUGUCACCAUCUUUUUCAUGGGACACGUUUCUGAUCAAAUUGUAAGUGAAGUUCAGUUUGAUUUAUCAGGUUUGAUACAUUAGAGGGGCACCCAUCUUGGAUCCCCCAUCAAAUAAUUAGUUACUGGACAGAUAUUAUUUUUUCUUA